GUCACGAGAGGCUGGAGGCAGUCGCGGCAGCCAUAAUAAUCUGCAGACUCUGAGAGCUCUCGCCACACUUUCGGAACAUGCCUGGAUCCGCCAUGAACGGCGUCGCGGAGCGUAUCGGAUACAUCACUCGGGUCCAGAGCUUCAGCGCAUGUCACCGUCUGCACAGUGUUCACUUGAGCGAUGAAGAUAAUAGAAAGGUCUACGGGAAAUGUAACAAUCUUUACGGCCAUGGACACAAUUAUAAAGUGGAGAUAACAGUGCGAGGAAAGAUUGAUCACAUUACCGGCAUGAUAAUGAACCUGACCGACUUGAAAAGGUGCAUUGAGGAAGUAAUCAUGAUUCCACUUGAUCAUAAGAACCUGGAUAAGGAUGUGCCAUAUUUUGCCAAUAUUGCCAGCACGACUGAGAACCUGGCUGUUUACAUCUGGAACAACAUGGCAAAAGCCAUCACUCCUAACGUCCUCCACGAAAUAAAAAUACACGAGACCGAUAAGAAUAUUAUCGUAUACAGAGGAGAGUAGAUGCCAAUGUCUACCCUCAUUUUGAAGUGCCGUUUAUAAACCUUGUGUGGUUUGCCUACUUGAACUCAAAAACAAUGUUUUGUGAGACAGGUGUCUUAUAAGGCUGGUACUAUUUUUGGUCUGGUAUGUUACUUUUUUGUAUUAAUUAUAUUACAAGCAUUUUAAGAUGAACAGCCAUCUCGUUUUUGAGGGGGUUCAAAUCAUUCUUUCCUAUGUAAAAUACAUUUUUAAUUAGUGGUCAUGGACCUUAUUGUGUGUAACAAGUAUCUGUAUGCACUGAUAUAGUAAAUAAAUUAUUAAAUCCUUUA
Messenger RNA from Corythoichthys intestinalis (scribbled pipefish), 829 nucleotides. It is a transcript of the gene pts, whose product is annotated as 6-pyruvoyltetrahydropterin synthase. The coding region runs from base 78 to 521 and encodes 147 amino acids. Gene Ontology annotation, cellular component: mitochondrion. The transcript has 6 exons. Gene Ontology annotation, molecular function: 6-pyruvoyltetrahydropterin synthase activity. The record is from RefSeq and is a predicted model, not a curated record. Gene Ontology annotation, biological process: tetrahydrobiopterin biosynthetic process. NCBI's taxonomy places the organism in Eukaryota, Metazoa, Chordata, Actinopteri, Syngnathiformes, Syngnathidae.